AUGGAUGAUGUUCGCGUAAGUCAAUUUGGUGUGACGCAUUUUGUCACUCAUAAAACCACGCACCAACAGUUCGCUUGCAAGUCAAUCGCGAUGCAGAAGCUAAUUAACAAGGAUGACAUCGACGUUGUCUUUUGUCAAUUCUACAAGCCACCAUGGCUUGCCGAGGAAGAUGAAACGCUACUCACUAAUUGCAGGGUGCAUCACUUGAAACAUUAUUUCCAGAUUAGUUCCCAAACACGCAAUUCAAGAUCGCUAGCGAUUGAAACAAUUUUCCAAUUGAAGAUUGCUCCACCAGAUGCAUUCAUAAAAAAUGCUACUUAUAUCAAAACCACUUACCAUAGUAACAAGUGUGACAUAGCUACCAUUGAUGAUGGGAGAUUAAUGGCUGAUGUUGAAGCUGGAGAAUUCUGGGGUUUCUUUGGUGGAUUUGCUCCACUUCCAAAGAAAACAACUACAAAUGAUGCUCAAAGUACUCAUGCUUAUCCAACUCAGCUACUUUGUACUACUCUUGAAGAAAGAAAAGCUGCAAAUGGAGCUGCAGAAGAACAUUUACGUGUUCAUGAAAGACCAAAAUCCAAUAUCAUUCGAAUGAUUGAGAAUUUUGAGACAGUUUCUUUCAGAUCAAAAUUUGAUUCAUGGCCUCCACUGAGUGAUGUGGUUGCAUCUGAACAUGGUAGAGGGAAGGUUAACACAAUGUUCCAUUUGGAUCAACCUAUGUAUCUUCUUGGGUAUCUUGCUAACCAGAGCAGGGUUUAUCUCAUUGACAAAGAAUUCAAUCUCAUUGGUUACAUUUUGCUUUUCACGUUAAUCGAGUACAAGACACUUGUGAUGCGUGGAGACAUAGAACGAGCUAAUGGAGUUUUACCCUUAAUCCCAAAGGAGCAUUAUAAUAGUGUUGCUCAUUUUCUGGAGUCCCGGGGCAAGGCUGAAGAGGCCUUGGAAGUUGCUACAGACCCUGAUUAUAGAUUUGAAUUGGCUAUUCAGCUUGGUAAACUUGACAUUGCCAAGGAAGAAUUUCUACUAGCUUUGUUCAAGAACAAAAGGAAAAAGAAUCUGUUUGCAAAUAGGAUUUUUCUUCUUUUUGACGUUAAGCAUAAGGGAGUUGUCUUCAUUAUCUUGGAUGAGGCGGAUAUUGGUGUUGUUAUGGGCAUCCAAGGAACUGAAGUUGCAAAAGAAAGCAGUGACAUCAUUAUCUUGGAUGAUGAUUUUGCUUCAGUCGUAAAGGUUUCAAAUGCUGAGGUGGAAUCUGGUGAAGGGAUGUAUUUUCCAGCUCUUAAUGUUGGUCUAGAUAAACCUUCAACACUGACUAAGCUUAGAGUAAUGGUUGCAAGAGAUGAGUUCAGAAGAAGAAGAAGAAGAAACAAGGCUGCAACUAUAGUUCAGGUUGAUCUUGAAUAA
This is a messenger RNA of Lactuca virosa, 1398 nucleotides long. The record is from the annotation of a GenBank genome assembly. NCBI's taxonomy places the organism in Eukaryota, Viridiplantae, Streptophyta, Magnoliopsida, Asterales, Asteraceae.